CUCAGCCCGACCGGAACUUCAGUGGACAUACCUUGGCACUCCUUAAUUCAAGAUUAAAGUUGCCUUAGCCUCAUCUACUGACAUUUUCCCCAUCCAUUCAUUGAGCCUCCGCUCUUUGAUAGUUCCCCGCCAUCCCCGGCAGACCGCGAGCGCUCUUUUGACCUUAAAAUCUAUUGAGCCCUCACCAACUCCGAAGCACUCUAGCUCCAUAUUUACGACUUCGCGCAAAGCAACACUUUGAAUCGCCGUUGAUUAGAAGGUGAAUUGCAUCGUGUGAUUCCGUUUGGCUACCAUCCGUCCAACACCAUGGAGUCACAGGGCAAUACAGCUCAGUCUAUCAGUGCAGAUGAGAUCGCCUUGUAUGAUCGCCAGAUCCGUCUUUGGGGCGUGAAAGCUCAGGAAAAGUUACGAUCGGCGAAUAUACUUCUAAUCACCUUCAAGGCAUUGGCAAAUGAAAUUGCUAAGAACCUCGUUCUCGCUGGUAUCGGCACACUGACAAUCGUUGACCAUGAAACUAUCAAGGAGGAAGAUUUGAGCGCCCAAUUUUUCGUCACGGAAGAACAUAUAGGGCAGAAUCGCGCGCAAGCGGCAGCCCCCUCAAUUCAUGCAAUGAACCCAAGAGUUCGACUUCGUAUCGAUACAGAGGACAUACAUACGAAGCAACCCGACUUCUUUGCACAAUUCGAUGUCGUCAUUGCGACAGAGCUGGACUUCGCAAUGUACACCACCAUAAAUGCGGCAUGCCGCAUCGCAAAUCGCCCGUUCUAUGCAGCAGGGUUGCACGGGUUCUACGGGUUCGUAUUUGCCGAUCUAAUUUUACACGAUUUUGUUAUCGAACGAUCCAAGUCAAACGUCCCUUCAGCCACUCAAGAGACUCCAACGCGGAGCAUAGUUAGUAUCACAACGAAGAAGGAAAACGACAAAGUUAUCGAGAUGGUCACUAAGCGAGAGACAUACUCGCCUCUGAUUUUGGCGAACACAUCUCCCCUCCCGGAAGACUUCACUCGUCUGCCACGGAAACGACGACAGGUUACACCGCUCCUUACUUGCCUUCGAGCACUGUGGGAGUUCCAAAAGUUAUCCGGAGGUUGUAUGCCAACUUUCUCUCGCCAAGACCUGGAGCUCUUCACUAAACUCGCCCGUGACGGCCACCAAGAAUUGAAAUUGGACAUCAGUACCCUCGACUCGGAGUUCUUGCGCACCUUUCUACAGAAUCUCGGAAGCGAACUGAGCCCCGUUGCAGCCAUUGUCGGUGGUAAGUUAGCUCAGGACGUGAUCAAUGUAUUGAGCGUCAGAGAGCAACCUAUACAGAACCUCUUGCUCUUUGACGGCGAGAAGUCCCUCGCUCCUAUCUACCCCUUGCACCCAUUCUUCCCUCCCGAAGUCGAGAAUGUCAUGUCCGCUAUUCCUCCUGCUGCGGACCCGAUCCCUUUAAACGGCGACCUUACCUUGCAGCAACUAAUGAUUCCUCCCUCAGGAGCAGACGUCUGAAUAGUAGAGUCAUUAGACGUUAAAAGGUGACUACCAUCUUGUAUUCUAUGAGAUCCGCAUAUUCUUUUUUUUUUUUUUUUUUU
Messenger RNA from Aspergillus pseudotamarii, 1574 nucleotides. RefSeq names its product E1 ubiquitin-activating protein AOS1. The transcript has 4 exons. Gene Ontology annotation, cellular component: cytoplasm; SUMO activating enzyme complex. The record is from RefSeq and is a predicted model, not a curated record. Gene Ontology annotation, molecular function: SUMO activating enzyme activity. NCBI's taxonomy places the organism in Eukaryota, Fungi, Ascomycota, Eurotiomycetes, Eurotiales, Aspergillaceae. The coding region runs from base 307 to 1491 and encodes 394 amino acids. Gene Ontology annotation, biological process: protein sumoylation.